Molecule: messenger RNA, 782 nt
Organism: Aspergillus sclerotioniger CBS 115572
Lineage: Eukaryota; Fungi; Ascomycota; Eurotiomycetes; Eurotiales; Aspergillaceae
Product: acireductone dioxygenase (Ni2+-requiring)
Exons: 3
Coding region: 88-624 (178 amino acids)
Molecular function (GO): acireductone dioxygenase [iron(II)-requiring] activity
Source: RefSeq, a predicted model, not a curated record
GGGACCGAGUCGUCACAUCGACUGAUUUUAUUCUUUUUCUUGCUUGCUUGAUUGCUUGGUUCAAAGUGACUGUGCAUAUUCGUCAAAAUGAAGGCCUACUGGUACGAUAACAAGCCGGGCGACCAGCGCGAACCCCACGAUGACGGUCGUCCCGUCGACGAAAAAUACCUCGCCUCCCUGGGUGUCUUCUACCGGUACUGCCCGACCAUCGAGGCUGUCGAUGCCCUGGCCGCCGAGCGCGGAUACAAGAACCGCGAUGAGGUCAUCGUCUCGCCCAAGACCAUGGGCGACGUCUACGAGGAGAAGGUGAAGAUGUUCUUCCAUGAGCAUCUGCAUGAGGAUGAGGAGAUCCGGUACAUCCGUGACGGUGAGGGAUACUUCGACGUACGUGGCCAGGAGGACGAGUGGGUGCGCAUCAAGUUGAAGAAGGAUGAUUUGAUUAUCCUCCCUGCUGGAAUCUAUCACCGCUUUACGACGGAUGAGAGUAACUACGUCAAGGCCAUGCGUCUGUUCCAGGAGGAGCCCAAGUGGACGCCUCUCAACCGCAGCACCGACCUCGAUGGUAACCCCCACCGGGUGUCGUAUCUCGGUACCCUGGGUAAGGCUGCUGUUGCUGCUGUCUAAAGGGGCGUGGGUCAGAUUGGUAUGUUGGCCGACGUGCAUGGUGGAGAGGUUCCUGUGCUCCCGCGCUGUCGAUGGCAUGUAAGCUUGAUGAUGAUGUUCUAUACCAUGAAUGAAAUUUACGACAUCUGUUCCAUUUCUGGAGAAUCUCAGAAGGUAAU